Molecule: messenger RNA, 3593 nt
Organism: Carcharodon carcharias (great white shark)
Lineage: Eukaryota; Metazoa; Chordata; Chondrichthyes; Lamniformes; Lamnidae
Product: LIM/homeobox protein LMX-1.2
Exons: 9
Coding region: 162-1295 (377 amino acids)
Biological process (GO): neuron differentiation; regulation of transcription by RNA polymerase II
Cellular component (GO): nucleus
Molecular function (GO): RNA polymerase II transcription regulatory region sequence-specific DNA binding; DNA-binding transcription factor activity, RNA polymerase II-specific
Source: RefSeq, a predicted model, not a curated record
AAUUUCAGCCCUUCCCUUUGCUCUCUGUGUUCCCUCAGGUGCUAAUAAGUCCGCGUUUAUUUAAGAGAACCCUUUUUUUUUUAAACUGAAUCAAGUGCUGGUCUACUUGUUGCCAAUCUCUGGAUAGGUGCUUCAGCAGAAGAGAAUCCGAGGCUCCAGAGAUGCUGGACGGCAUAAAAAUGGAGGAGCACCCGUUACGUUCAGGUCCUGCCACCCUGGGAAUGCUGCUGGGCUCUGAUUGUAAACAUAAAGAAAUGUGUAACGGUUGCCAAAGACCUAUAGAAGAUCGAUUUCUGAUGAGAGUCAAUGAUGCUUCCUGGCAUGAACAUUGUUUGCAAUGCACGGUGUGUCAACAACCCCUAACCAGGAGCUGUUAUUUUCGAGACAGGAAACUUUACUGCAAACACGACUAUGAACAAUUAUUUGCCACGAAGUGCAAUGGCUGCAUGGAGAAGAUAGCACCCACGGAGUUUGUGAUGCGAGCUUUAGAGUGCGUUUACCAUCUGAGCUGUUUUUGUUGCUGUGUUUGCGAAAGAGAGCUGAGGAAAGGUGACGAGUAUGUUUUGAAAGAGGGCCAGCUGCUUUGCAAAAGCGACUAUGAGAAAGAAAAGGAACUGCUGAGUUCCGUUAGCCCUGAUGAUUCUGAUUCAGUGAAAAGUGAUGAUGAAGAUAUUGACAUUAAGCCAAAUAAAAUUCAGGGAAUUCAGGGAAAGGCUUGCGAAGAUGCCAAGGAUCAGAGAAGGCCAAAACGCCCCAGGACAAUCCUUACAACACAACAAAGGAGAGCAUUUAAAGCGUCAUUUGAAGUUUCUUCCAAACCUUGCAGAAAGGUCAGAGAAACUCUGGCAGCAGAAACGGGGCUUAGUGUCAGAGUAGUUCAAGUGUGGUUCCAAAAUCAAAGAGCCAAGAUGAAAAAGCUGGCACGAAGACAACAACAGCAGCAAGAACAACAGAACGGUCAGCGACUCGGACAAGAAGUGAUGUCAAAUAGAAUGGACGGGAUGAUAAAUUCAUAUGCACCAGUUGCACCUCCUCAGCAGCAGCUUGUGUCCAUAGACCAAAACGGUUACAACUCUGAUCCAUUUCAACAAGGACUCACCCCACCCCAAAUGCCAGGGGACCACAUGAAUCCGUACGGAAACGACUCCCUCUUCCAUGAUAUCGAUAGCGACACCUCCCUCACCAGCUUGAGCGACUGUUUUCUUGCCUCAUCAGAAGUUAACCCCAUGCAAGCUAGAGUGGGGAACCCUAUCGACAGGCUCUAUUCCAUGCAGAACUCAUAUUUUGCUUCGUGAAAGCAACAGGACUGAAGAAGAAGCCUGAUUUAUUAUGGUGACUUUAAAUGGGGGCGGUGGGGGUUGGGAUAGAAAAAAAAACUAAAUAAAGAAAACUGUACAGCCAUAUAUUACCUUAUUCUUGCCUCAUAAUGAACUUAUCCACUAUUUCCCAUGUGGCAGAAAAACUGACAGCAAGAAGAUAAUGGAAGUGACAUACAAAAAAGACAAAUUCAAUAGAAUUCAAAUCAGCACAACAAUGGGAGCAUGGGACGUAGAGGCUGCAGCUGCAUUCCAUUGUUUCAAUGUUUUUAUACAAAGACUCCAGAACUUAUUGUUCUUAAUUACAUACAUCGAAAUCUGGGAAUCUCAGCCUCUUCCCUGCCCUUCUGCUAUUCCGUUUAUUACUUUUUUGGGUCAUGACUGGAUCUCAAAGAUAUAUAUAUAUAAAACAAAAAGCUACACACCCAAUUCUCCAUGCACUUGAUGUAAAAGAGGUUAGAUAAUGUUAUACUUCACUGUCGCCUUAGUCAGGUACGUUUGCAUAAAGAAAAACCGAGUAGACUAAUUUGGCCUGAGCUCCCCUUGCGUUUUGCAUGAAUCAUCUCUCUCGCGUGGUAACAGCUAACACUUUAUUAAGCUAUAAGAUGUAGUGCUCAAGUUUGUACUGCCCUUUCCUUUCACAGUAUUUGACGCUUAUAGCUGUCACACGGUUUCCUCGCUCGAGCGUAGUCUCCGGUGCGGAAUGGUGCGUGACUUACGGUGUUGUCAGUGCUAUUAGCCAAGUGCCAAUAAAUGGAAAACUUGUUCUGCAAAGGUGGCUGUUGAUAAUUUGUCAAAUUGAAGUCCAGUAGUUUUCAUUGCUAUUUAAAAAUGCGCUGGAGUGGUUAAACGGUGUUAUUUCAUGCAGUUUUAGCACAUUCCACCUGAUUUCAUUUCUCGAUCGUUUAAAUCACUACAUGUUGUGUCUUUAGACCGAGCAGCUUCACAUGCGAAGCCUCAAGCUCUGCCAGGAUAUUAUGUGCUAAGUCACAGUCUUGCUAGUGGAUAUUACAAUACCAAAGUUCAGGUUGUUCAGUGCAGGUGGCAAAGCAUCCCCCAGCCCAACAAAGAAACCAAAGUUUUGCUGCAGAAAAUGUAUGGUGAAUGAAGUAAUAUUGUGGCAAAACAUACUGCCUGAUCACAAUUACAUCUUUCAUUAGUAAUGGUGCUCAAUGUUCGGCAGUGAUGAAUACGUCCAUUAAACGGGGAGAUAUUUUGCAGCAUUGAGAUAAGCAAUUGACAAAUUGUACAAAAGCAGAGACACGAACUCCCUCCCUGGUCCAUAUCCAUCAUAAGUCGCCAAAUAAUUGGGAUGAUAGAGGAAAUGUGAGAAAUGAGUCAACAACCAGUUCAGCAGCGUUAUUGUUUUUAUAUUACUGUGUGCAUUUAUCCACAGUACCUCUGAUAAAUGCUAAGAGAUUUAAAACCAAAGGUAAUUGUUAAAAGCUAACCUCAUCUUUUUUAAUUCAAAAUAACCAAGCAAAACUUGACCUAUAACUCAACUGGGAAUUACCUGUCUUCUAAUGGUUAAUUACAACAAGAUAUGCACCCCGGAAGCAAAAACAUAUUCCACUGAUAGAGUUCAAAGGUAUGAAAGUAGAAGUACAAGUACUGUUACCAUCAUUUGUAUCAUGAUUCAUCUCAUCAGAUGGUAAUCUCUGUGCUUUGACCUGAGAGUUCCAGUAAAAGAUUAAGCCUGAAAGCAGCUUUUGACCUUUCUGAUUUUGUUCAGCUCAUUUUGGGACUGCCAUGGGACAGUAUGAUUGCUCAAGUGAGGAUAAUGCGCUUUAACUGAAGCAAUACUUUAAAGGGAAAAGUAAAUUGACAAACUCCUGUCAGGCACCCUUAGCAUUUGAUGUGUUCACUCUGACAGCAUGCCAUUGAUUAUGCGAUUGGGACUUGGAAGGUUAUGGGUCAAGGCAACUGCAGUUUAUUAGUCUUUCCCAUAUAAUGAUUGCUUUCUAUAGGUAUCUGGGGAGGAAAUCAACCUCUUUACUGUAUGCAUGCAUCAAAUUAUAUAGUAAUUCCAUUGUCAUUCAAAAUGAAUUUUCUAUUGAGGAAAGCAGAAGGAACAGUGUACAGAAUGAUGAUUGAUUACGCCAAUAUGUUGAGAGUUCGGUUAGUGCUGCACUGAUGGCUAUGUUCAUGCAAACUUAACUACAAAUAAGUUUGGUUGCCACCUCUGUUACUCCAUUUAAUAUGGUAAGCUGGUUUUAAAAGCAUGUUCGUUUAAAGAAUAUGCUGCCAACUCUGUCAUAUUUUACUUUGGAUUGUAUU